GAACAUGGGUGACAUUUGGUUCUCAAAUUUCAGAAGAGGUUGCAGAAGAUAUUUUAACGAUAGCUUAUGAAAGUGGAAUAAAUGUAUUUGAUACAGCUGAUAUAUAUGCUAGUGGGAGGGCUGAGCUGCUUCUGGGUAAAAUCUUGAAGAAAAAGGGAUGGAGAAGAUCAUCCUAUGUGAUAACUACCAAGCUGUUUUGGGGUGGAAAACCAGACACUGAAAGAGGACUUUCGAGGAAGCAAAUCAUAGAAGGGUUGAAAGCAUCAUUGGAAAGGUUACAACUCGGUUAUGUGGACAUCUUAUUUAUAAAUAAAGCUGAUCCAAUGUGUCCUAUGGAAGAAGUUGUCCGAGCAUGUACAUAUUGCAUCAACCAAGGACUGGCGAUGUAUUGGGGAACCUCGCGAUGGACUCCGAUAGAAAUAAUGGAAGCAUACACUGUAGCUCGUCAGUUUAAUCUGAUACCUCCAAUAGUCGAGCAGACAGAGUACCACAUGUUCCAGCGGGAAAAAGUGGAGAUUUCUCUUCCUGAACUUUUCCACAAAAUUG
Messenger RNA from Limulus polyphemus (Atlantic horseshoe crab), 546 nucleotides. RefSeq names its product voltage-gated potassium channel subunit beta-3-like. The transcript has 8 exons. Lineage: Eukaryota; Metazoa; Arthropoda; Merostomata; Xiphosura; Limulidae. The record is from RefSeq and is a predicted model, not a curated record. Gene Ontology annotation, cellular component: voltage-gated potassium channel complex. The annotation marks the transcript as partial. Gene Ontology annotation, biological process: regulation of potassium ion transmembrane transport. Gene Ontology annotation, molecular function: potassium channel regulator activity; transmembrane transporter binding.